Linum trigynum is the source of this 1659-nucleotide messenger RNA. The record is from the annotation of a GenBank genome assembly. NCBI's taxonomy places the organism in Eukaryota, Viridiplantae, Streptophyta, Magnoliopsida, Malpighiales, Linaceae.
AUGUGGCACGAGGCGAGAAGAUCGGAACGGAAGGUCCACGACAUGAUGGACGCCGCUCGGAAGCGAGCGCAGCGGCGAGCGGUGUAUUUAGCGAAGAGGAGAGGCGACCCGCAGCAAUCGAUUCAGGUCCUCGGAAAUCGCUGCCGCAUGUACCGCGACGAUGGCCUCUACCAAGCCGCUGAGGAUCAGCAGGGAUUGAUACCUUGGAACGGGAAGGACGAUGUGCUGAUUGACAGAUUCGACGGCCGGGCGCUUCUCGAUUUUAUUAGGGAGGCUGGCUCUCGAAACUUCCGGCAGCCGGAGAAAUCGGAAGAAGAGGAAGAACUGGAAGAGUUUGUUAGUUUUGAGCGUUAUCGGGAUUUAAUUAAGCUUCGCCGUAGAGGAUUAACUGAUGAAGAGGGUCUCCGUCAUGUGAUGCAAGAGAUGGAAGCCAAAGCGAUUGCUCCAUUUGUUUCCAACAGCAAAUCUCAGCAGUCACAGCCUCCUGCUAACAAGGGUACAUAUUCACAAGUGGGUUUCUCAUACGAUGGAGACAGAAAAGUGGAGGAGAAGCUAUCAGAUGGUGAUGAUGAUGAAGACGACGAUGAAAAUGAUGAGGAUGAAGAAGAUGAGGACUUCAACAGUGACGACAGUGGUGAUGAAGGAAUUGAUGUUAUUGCGAAAGAAUUUGGAGUUAAGAGGUUUGGUUGGCUCGUGUAUAUGGAUAAAAAGGCGAAAGAAGAGGAGAAAAGGCAGAAGGAAGUUAUUAAAGGCGAUCCUGCAACUAAGAAGUUGAGUCGUAAGGAAAGAAGGAAAGUCUCUCAAGUAGAGAGGGAAAAAGAGAGGGAAGCUGCUAGAAUCACUGGGACCAGAUUGCUGCGUCAUGAUCCGUACCGAGAAUCUAGACGGAGUCCAACUUAUGAAGCUUAUUCUCGUUCUAGAAGAUCAAGGUCGAGAUCAUACUCUCCAGCACACUCUAGACGUAGUCGUGCUGGUGACUAUGACGAUGUUCGUCGCAGCAAAGCUAAGAGUCCUAAGAUAGAGUAUAUCACUGAAUUUGGGGGUUCUGGUACUGCCGAAGAGCCGAAGUUUAAAGGAUAUUCUCCACCACCAUCUCCGUCCCGGACUGAUUUGGCGAACCGGCCAUCAUCUGGUUGUAUACUUGAGGCACUUCAUGUUGACCCAGCAUCUGGUGUAUCUCUUGACAAGGAUAAAACUGCGAAAGAGUUGAAACCUUCUGCAAGCAGCAGCAGCUCCUCAGGGUUGUCAAAGCUAAGCAAGGCAACUGUUCCUGGAGGAGUUGGAAAGCAGCAGCCAGGGGAGAAAAAGGAAACUCCCCAGGAGAGGCUUAAAAGGAUCAUGAACACACAGCUAAAUAAACAAAUUAAGAAGGAUACUGUUGCUGAAAUGGCUAAAAAGAAAGAACAAGAGCGUCAGAGGAUGGAAAAACUAGCAGAAACAAGUCGGAUUAGUCAUUACAGACGGCGUAGCCGCAGCAGGAGUCACAGUCGUUCUCCGCCAAGCCGAAGGAACCGACACAGCAGAAGUCGAAGUCGGAGUAGGAGUUUGCGGAUGCACCAUUCCAGAUCCCGCUCACGUUCACUCUCCCGGUCUCGUUCUCCAUCUCGUUUGCGGUCUCACUCUCGCUCUCCUAGGAGGAGGAGCAGAUCAAGAUACUAG